AUGAGCAAGGCUUAUGAUCGGGUUGAAUGGCCUUUCAUAGAGGCUUUGAUGCGGAAAAUGGGAUUUGCUGAGAAGUGGAUCACAUGGAUGAUGAGGUGCAUCACCUCGAAAGCAGAGGAUUUGAAGGAAAUUACAGGGCUUAAAGUGGCUCGGCAAGUCCAGCGAUUUCCCAUUUACUUUUGCGAUGAUAGUCUUUUCUUUGCAAGGCCAAUACUGCUGAGAGUCGGGUUUGCUGAGACUGUUAAGGAGUAUGAGGGAGCUUCUGGGCAACAAAUUAAUUUUGCUAAGUCCUCGAUACAGUUCGGACAUACGGUGGAUGCAGGGGUAAAGGAGGAAAUUCACCAGAUUCUGGGGAUUGAGAAAAUUGGGGGAGUGGGGACAUAUCUAGAGUAUUGUAUCGGCUACCUCUGGUUAACAAAGGGCUUAUCAAAAGAGUUGGUUCGGGAUCGUCUAUCUCAGUUUGGGAUGAUCCUUGGAUUCCAGCAUCUCGCCCGAGGGCGAUACACAGUCAAAUCAGGGUAUACGAUUGCCCAAGAAGCUAUGGAGGCUGACAACAUGAUACAGUUUGGUCCAGACUGGGAGCACGUUAAGGAGUCGUGGUAUACAGACAGAUCCACAAUGUAUGCGCUGUGGUAUGGCGGCGGAAACGAUUAA
Microthlaspi erraticum is the source of this 654-nucleotide messenger RNA. NCBI's taxonomy places the organism in Eukaryota, Viridiplantae, Streptophyta, Magnoliopsida, Brassicales, Brassicaceae. The record is from the annotation of a GenBank genome assembly.